This is a messenger RNA of Apaloderma vittatum (bar-tailed trogon), 795 nucleotides long. Its product is annotated as kinesin-like protein KIF3C. Gene Ontology annotation, molecular function: ATP binding; microtubule binding; microtubule motor activity. The record is from RefSeq and is a predicted model, not a curated record. NCBI's taxonomy places the organism in Eukaryota, Metazoa, Chordata, Aves, Trogoniformes, Trogonidae. Gene Ontology annotation, biological process: microtubule-based movement.
GCCAAGGACCAGAACAAGAAGCUGGAGCUGAAGGAGAACCCCGAGACGGGGGUCUACAUCAAGGACCUCUCCUCCUUCGUGACCAAGAACGUCAAGGAGAUCGAGCACGUGAUGAACCUGGGGAGCCAGACGCGCUCCGUGGGCAGCACCAACAUGAACGAGCACAGCUCCCGCUCCCACGCCAUCUUCCUCAUCACCAUUGAGUGCAGCGAGACUGGGCCCGACGGCGACGGCAAGCUCAACCUGGUGGACCUGGCCGGCAGCGAGCGCCAGAGCAAAAUGGGGGCCCACGGGGAGCGCCCCAAGGAAGCCUCCAAGAUCAACCUCUCCCUCUCCGCCCUGGGCAACGUCAUCUCCGCUCUCGUGGACGGCAAGAGCACGCACAUCCCCUGCCGGGACUCCAAGCUGACCCGCCUGCUGCAGGACUCCCUCGGGGGCAACGCCAAGACCAUCAUGGUGGCCACCUUGGGCCCGGCCUCGCACAGCUACGACGAGAGCCUCUCCACCCUCCGGUUCGCCAACAGGGCCAAGAACAUCAAGAACAAGCCCCGGGUGAACGAGGACCCCAAGGACACCUUGGCGUUGCUGCGGGAGUUGCAGGAGGAGAUCGUGCGGCUGAAGGCGCAGCUGGAGAGGCGCGGCAUGCUGGGCAAGAAGAGGAGAAGGAGCAGCCGGAGGAAGAAAGCGGUGGACGGAGAAAGCGCCACGGAGAACGAAGGGGAGGAUGACAACGAGGACGGCCUGGACAAGAACAUGGAGAAUUACUUGAAGGAGCAGAAGGAGAGGCUGGAAGAG